This is a messenger RNA of Glycine soja, 1039 nucleotides long. RefSeq names its product zinc finger protein ZAT3-like. The transcript has a single exon. The record is from RefSeq and is a predicted model, not a curated record. NCBI's taxonomy places the organism in Eukaryota, Viridiplantae, Streptophyta, Magnoliopsida, Fabales, Fabaceae. Bases 187 to 900 code for a protein of 237 amino acids.
UAAAAUGUUACAAAAUAUGUUUGCAUCCAAGGCACUAACACAUUAUUAUAACCAGAAAAAAUUAAAAUAAUAAUAAUAAUAAUAAAUGAAAAGAAGAAACCGCCAGAGAAGUUGCAGUAACCGUCAGUUGGGUACAUAAGGCAAUGUGGUUCCAUUUGAAAAGGUUUUGGUUGGUUGAAUUGAGGUAUGAAGAGGGAGUCUGAUUGUGGCGAAGCGGGUUCUUCUUCUUGGUGUGUGGGAAAGAAGCAGAAGCAGAAGCGGUUAAUGGAGGAUGCAGGAGGGUGGAAGGGGAAGAUAUCAUCAUCAUCGUCAUCGUCGGAGCCACGUCCCUGUACCGAGUGCGGCAAGAAGUUCUGGUCGUGGAAGGCACUCUUCGGCCACAUGAGAUGCCACCCGGAGCGUCACUGGAGAGGGAUCAAUCCUCCGCCAAAUGUGAUCAGGAGACAACAACAAAUGACCCAGGAAGACCACGAGGUCGCUGCCUGUUUGCUCCUGCUUGCCAACGCCAAAGACAAAGACAAAGACAAAGAGGAAGAUGUUCAUUUCGAGUGCUCCAGUUGCAACAAGGUGUUUGGGUCCCACCAGGCUCUUGGAGGACACCGUGCCAGUCACAAGAACGUAAAGGGCUGUUUUGCCAAUAAUGCUGCCAUAGGAACGUCGUCUAGUACUAGUGAUCAGGAGAACAUGAUGAUUCUUCAUGGUCACAAGUGCAGCAUUUGCCUCAGGGUUUUCUCUACUGGUCAGGCACUUGGUGGCCACAAGAGGUGUCACUGGGACAAAGGGGACAACCUCGGUCUCCUUGCAGACUCGUCAUCCAAGUCUCUCUCUCUCGUCGACUUGAAUUUCCCUCCCCCUUCCUUCUCCUCCCCCCUCGCUCUCGAUUUGAGGUUGGGACUCUAGACUAGACUAUAUAUAUACUCUAUUCAUUAUUGCUAUUCAUCAACUUUCAAUGUUAUCCUCUCCUCUCUACACCUACAUUUCCAAUUUAUGUACUAUGCAAUAACUGCAUCUAUUUCACCAAUCAAUUAAUUAAUUUAUA